UCGAAAAAUAAAGAGCAUUCUACAAAUUGCCGGAGAAAAUUACACAAAAUGGAUUCGCGCGGUGAAGGAUCCACAGACGCUCCACCACAAUAUGCAGAACUCUCAAAAUAUCACGUGCCCUCCACAAGUCGGACUCCCGUUCCGACCCCUGAAUGGCAGCGUAUUCCAACGGUAGACUUUGAUACUUUCGAUGGCUUGUCGAAUCUGAAUAAGCCUUUGGACUAUCUAUCCCUGCAGGAGCGUCAUCGCACCAAGCUGACCAACCGUAAAAAAGUGUUGGCCUAUCAGCACAGCCACCACCAGCGGCUCGCAGAACUUUGGGCCGCGCAGCAGGCUGCCAAAUGCGAUACAUCCGGAGCUUAGAGCCAUCAGCGGCACUGUCCGUGUGCCCCUGGGUCUCUCUUUUUCGAUGGCGCAUGAGUGUCUCUACGUGUAGCCCGGGGCUGACGACAUUGAUUGAUGGCCGACAUGACACUCUCACUAGGACCAACUUAUGACCAACAGAUAGUGCGUAUUAUCUGGCAUCUCCCCUGCAAUAAUAACAACUAUUAGCAAACACACAAAAAUACACAAAAUAUAAUAAUAUAAAACCAUGCUGCUUCGCAACA
Molecule: messenger RNA, 608 nt
Organism: Drosophila guanche
Lineage: Eukaryota; Metazoa; Arthropoda; Insecta; Diptera; Drosophilidae
Exons: 3
Coding region: 49-363 (104 amino acids)
Source: RefSeq, a predicted model, not a curated record